Pteropus alecto (black flying fox) is the source of this 1985-nucleotide messenger RNA. RefSeq names its product solute carrier family 13 member 4 (gene SLC13A4). NCBI's taxonomy places the organism in Eukaryota, Metazoa, Chordata, Mammalia, Chiroptera, Pteropodidae. Gene Ontology annotation, biological process: monoatomic anion transmembrane transport. The transcript has 16 exons. The record is from RefSeq and is a predicted model, not a curated record. Gene Ontology annotation, molecular function: transmembrane transporter activity. Gene Ontology annotation, cellular component: membrane. Bases 1 to 1881 code for a protein of 626 amino acids.
AUGGGCUUGCUGAAGGGCCUUCUGCGAGCAAGGAAACUGCUGCUGGUCAUCUUGGUGCCGCUCCUGCUGCUGCCUCUGCCCAUGCUCCACCCCAGCAGCGAGACUGCGUGUGCUUACGUGCUGAUCGUGACUGCCGUGUACUGGGUGUCGGAGGCCGUGCCUCUCGGAGCUGCAGCCCUGGUGCCCGCCUUCCUCUACCCGUUCUUCGGAGUCCUCCGAUCCAGCGAGGUGGCAGCAGAGUACUUCAAGAACACCACGCUGCUGCUGGUGGGCGUCAUCUGCGUGGCGGCUGCUGUGGAGAAGUGGAACCUGCACAAGCGCAUUGCUCUGCGCAUGGUCAUCAUGGCCGGAGCCAAGCCGGGCAUGCUGCUGCUCUGCUUCAUGUGCUGCACCACGCUGCUCUCCAUGUGGCUCUCGAACACGUCCACCACCGCCAUGGUGAUGCCCAUCGUGGAGGCCGUGCUGCAGGAGCUGGUCAGUGCCGAGGAGGAGCAGCUGGUGGCCAGCAACUCCAGCAUCGAAGAGGCCGAGCCCAUCAGUCUCGAUGCGAACAAUAGCCAACCUUCUCUGGAACUCAUCUUUGUCAAUGAAGACACCUCGACGACAGACUUCACUUCUCUGAUGCAGAACAAGAGCCUGAAUGGUGCGCAUACAGUCACCAACCCCGUCAAAACUGCAAACCACCAGGGCAGGAAGCAGCACCCACCCCAGGAAAAGCCACUAGUCCUGACCUCCGGCCCCAGGAACCAGGAACUCCACAGAAAGUACAAGUCCCAGCACGACCAAAUGAUCUGCAAGUGCCUGUCCCUGAGCAUAUCCUAUGCCGCGACCAUCGGGGGCCUGACCACCAUCAUUGGCACCUCCACCAGCCUCAUUUUCUUGGAACACUUCAACAACCAGUAUCCAGCUGCAGAAGUGGUCAACUUUGGCACCUGGUUCCUCUUCAGCUUCCCUAUCUCCCUCAUCAUGCUGGUGGUCAGCUGGUUUUGGAUGCACUGGUUGUUCCUGGGCUGCAAUUUUAAAGAGACCUGCUCUCUGAGCAAAAAGAAUAAGACCAAAAGGGAAGAGUUGUCAGAGAAGAGGAUCCGAGAGGAAUAUGAAAAGCUGGGAGCCAUCAGCUACCCUGAAAUGGUGACCGGAUUUUUCUUCAUCCUGAUGACGGUGCUGUGGUUCACGCGGGAGCCUGGCUUCGUUCCCGGCUGGGACUCGUUCUUUGAAAAGAAAGGCUACCGCACCGAUGCCACCGUCUCCGUCUUCCUCGGCUUCCUCCUCUUCCUGAUUCCAGCGAAGAAGCCUUGCUUUAGGAAAAAGAAGGAUGGGGAGGACCGGAAGCCCUCGCCGGGGACGGAGCCCAUCAUCACGUGGAAGGACUUCCAGAAGACCAUGCCCUGGGAGAUUGUCAUUCUGGUGGGAGGAGGCUAUGCUCUGGCUUCGGGCAGCAAGAGCUCUGGCCUCUCCACCUGGAUUGGGCACCAGAUGUUGUCCCUGAGCAGCCUGCCGCCGUGGGCUGUCACCCUGCUGGCAUGCAUCCUGGUGUCCAUUGUCACAGAGUUUGUGAGCAACCCGGCCACCAUCACCAUCUUCCUGCCCAUCCUGUGCAGCCUGUCCGAAACGCUGCACAUUAACCCACUCUACACCCUGAUCCCAGUCACCAUGUGCAUCUCCUUUGCAGUGAUGCUGCCCGUGGGCAAUCCCCCCAACGCCAUCGUCUUCAGUUACGGGCACUGCCAGAUCAAAGACAUGGUGAAAGCUGGCCUGGGGGUCAAUAUUAUUGGCCUGGUGAUAGUGAUGGUGGCCAUCAAUACAUGGGGAGUUAGCCUCUUCCACUUGGACACUUUCCCAGCCUGGGCUAAGGUCAGUAACAUCACCGACCAGGCCUAACACAGUGGGCAAACGGCCAACCAAAGGAGCUGCCAGCGCCCAGCAGAACCUGACCUAUGGGCCAGGAAAACCAACAGGAGCACCGAACCCCAGCAGAAGAUCCG